Messenger RNA from Mus pahari (shrew mouse), 1865 nucleotides. It is a transcript of the gene Usf2, whose product is annotated as upstream transcription factor 2, c-fos interacting. Gene Ontology annotation, biological process: regulation of transcription by RNA polymerase II. Bases 1 to 1290 code for a protein of 429 amino acids. Lineage: Eukaryota; Metazoa; Chordata; Mammalia; Rodentia; Muridae. The record is from RefSeq and is a predicted model, not a curated record. Gene Ontology annotation, molecular function: protein dimerization activity; DNA-binding transcription factor activity, RNA polymerase II-specific; RNA polymerase II cis-regulatory region sequence-specific DNA binding. The transcript has 10 exons.
AUGCGCCCUCGGGAGCGCGCAACCCGGCUCCCCGUCCUCCCGUCCCCUCUACGACCUACUUUACAGUCCUCAAACCCUGUGCCCCGGCGAUCUGAGCCCCGCGUCCGUGUUGCCGGGCGUUCCAGCCGGGCCUGCAUUCCAACCGGUGGUGGUCCCUUGCCGCGGGGAGGGGAUCCGGGCGGCCGGGGCUCGGCGGCGGUGCCGACCCUAGCGGGGGCCGGGCCUGGAGGGCGGGCGGCGGGCCGCUGCGCCCCGGCGAGGGGUGCGGGCCUCGCUGACCCCGGGCCCUGCCCCUCGUGUGCCCCCCGCAGCCACGACAAGGGACCCGAGGCCGAGGAGGGCGUUGAGCUGCAGGAAGGCGGGGACGGCCCGGGGGCUGAGGAACAGACGGCGGUGGCCAUCGCCAGCGUCCAGCAGGCGGCGUUCGGCGACCACAACAUCCAGUACCAGUUCCGCACAGAGAGUAAUGGAGGCCAGGUGACAUACCGCGUAGUCCAGGUGACUGAUGGUCAGCUGGACGGCCAGGGCGACGCGGCCGGCGCCGUCAGCGUCGUGUCCACCGCUGCCUUCGCGGGGGGGCAGCAGGCUGUGACCCAGGUGGGUGUGGACGGGGCAGCCCAGCGCCCCGGCCCCGCCGCUGCCUCUGUACCCACAGGUCCCGCAGCACCCUUCCCGCUGGCUGUAAUUCAAAAUCCAUUCAGCAAUGGUGGCAGCCCGGCGGCUGAAGCUGUCAGCGGGGAGGCACGAUUUGCUUAUUUUCCAGCAUCCAGUGUGGGCGAUACCACAGCUGUGUCUGUUCAAACUACAGACCAGAGCCUACAGGCCGGAGGCCAGUUCUAUGUCAUGAUGACACCCCAGGAUGUGCUUCAGACAGGCACACAGAGGACAAUUGCACCCCGGACACACCCCUAUUCUCCGAAAAUUGAUGGAACUAGAACGCCUCGAGAUGAGAGAAGAAGAGCUCAGCACAAUGAAGUGGAGAGGAGAAGGAGGGACAAGAUCAACAACUGGAUCGUCCAGCUUUCAAAAAUCAUUCCAGAUUGUCAUGCAGACAACAGCAAGACAGGAGCGAGUAAAGGAGGCAUCCUGUCCAAGGCUUGCGAUUACAUCCGGGAGCUACGCCAGACCAACCAGCGCAUGCAGGAGACCUUCAAGGAGGCAGAGCGGCUGCAGAUGGACAAUGAGCUCCUCAGGCAGCAGAUCGAGGAGCUGAAGAACGAGAACGCCCUGCUUCGAGCCCAGCUACAGCAGCACAACCUGGAAAUGGUGGGCGAGAGCACCCGGCAGUGAUGCCCUCCGGCUCACCCUUCAGCUGCUGUCGGCCUCUGCUGCCCCUCCCCCAGCCCUUAGCACAGAGAGGGAGAUGCCCCUCCCCAAGCUGCGUUUUUUUAUAGUAGAUUUUUAACAAAAACAAGGAGACAUAAUGCAUUUCUGUUGAUACAUUGCCCACUACCCUCCUCCAUGCGGAAACGAUGCCCACCUGCCCAUCUGUCCGUCAGCCUCCCUUCUCGGUCCUCACCAGCCCAUCACUUAUAGUGGGCUCAUCAGGAGGGGCAGGGGAGGAGGACAGAGGCCCCGCUGCCCGCUGCCUCCUUGGUCUCUAGAGGUAUUGAGACAGGGUGCUCAUGGGAAGGAGGGAGCUUUGGGGAUGGGGGCCUUCCCUGGGGCCUGGACCUUUGCAGGGAGGCCAUGCCCCCCACCCCUCUUGUUUCUGGAUCCCUGCUCCCCUCUGGGUGUGUGGGUAUGUGUGUGUGUGUAUGUGUGUAUGCGCGUGUGUGUGUUUUAAUUUUCUUUAUGGAAAAUGGACAAAAAAAUAGAGAGAGAGGUAUUUAACUGCAAUAAACUGGCCAGUGUGGCCCCGCCUU